Sphaeroforma arctica JP610 is the source of this 3933-nucleotide messenger RNA. RefSeq lists its product as hypothetical. Gene Ontology annotation, molecular function: protein binding. The transcript has 23 exons. The record is from RefSeq and is a predicted model, not a curated record. Lineage: Eukaryota; Ichthyosporea; Ichthyophonida. The coding region runs from base 172 to 3933 and encodes 1253 amino acids.
AACGGUGAGGAGUACCAUUGUACUACAUAUGUAAGCUCCAUACACACAGUUCACAAGAGCUAUUGGGCUUGCAUCUGUCACCUCAACUUAUAUCAUCCUCAUAGGUAGCAUCAACACAGCUACUGUUCCCAACUCGCAAAUUGUAUGAGUAUAUAGACACAAAAAGUAACCAUGGUCAAGCUUGGGAACGUUGCUGGGCUAUUGAUGUGCUCGCUAGCGUCGAGCGUUUCGGCACAGAUACAGUUUACUACGGCAUCAGUCACAGUUACAUCGACGGACACGCAGCCGAUCACAACUUCUACCACUACACAAUUCACGGGUUUCCCGGCGACAGGCACAACAACUAUCACAGUAUCUGGAACGUCUGUAACAGUCGUCGGCGGAGUAACAUCAACAAUCGUACAGAACACAUUCCUGGGCCCUACCACCACCACCUCGACGUCGACCGAGUCUAUCCUGGAGACAGUCGUAGUGACCGUCACCUCAGCCGCUCCCAGUCCAAACCCUUCAGUGAUCCCCGUCCCCACGUGCGGAUUUGCGAGCAACUGUGCGGUGGGAAAAACCAUAUGCGUAUCCAACAUCGCGCUGUGUGACCAGGGCGGAUGUGAACCUGGUUUUUAUGUCGAUGGAGAGGAUGAAGACAGUCCGGGUGUCUGUCGAUCGUGUGCGCAGUUUGAUCUUCCUGGUGAUAGCGGUACCACGUGUUUCGAAUGUGACAGUGAGAUGUGCAUCGACUGUGGCGACGGCUUCUCCACUGACCCCGAAACGGGCAUGUGCUUCUCCUGCAGUGAGUUUGGGUUACACUGCUCCAGUUGUACUGGAAGUCAGUGUAUUGAAUGUGAAACCGGGUCGUUCCUCGAUCUGCGCGGACUGUGCAAAGAGUGCUCGCCCACACCUGCGUGUCAACAGAACAGCACGCUGUGCACAGACGGAUCCUUCAGUUCGUGUCUGCAGGGCGAGUGUGACCCAGGCUUCUUCAACAGUAUCCUUCUGCCUAACUCGACGUGUCUAGCUUGUCGCCCGGCAACUGGAUGCCGAGCCGGCUUUGAGCGGUGUUUGGGAGAUGGCAAUUCGAGUGUGUGUGUGACAGACCAGUGUCUGCCCUAUUGGUACAAUUUGCUGAAUUUCACCAACCCAGCACCCCCAGCCAUCGAUUCUGGGUCCGAUCUGGCCGCAAAUUCCACGUGCAGUCCAUUAAUUGUAACUUUUGAGACGGAUUUGGGUGAGAGUUUCCUACUGGAUGUCCAGGCCCAGAUAGAUUGGCUCGAUUCUCUAGCUCAAGUCUUAGUGCCAGAUCCCGAUGCUGGUGUGCGUACCCAGUUUCAGUACAGAAUCUUCUACCGACGAAUCUACCCGAACGAAUACCGUAACAAUCUCAUUGACAUCGGCCUGGAGCUCCCUACGUCUGACAUUCAGGCAGUGCAGACUCUGUUUCUGCAGAACGACGUCGCUCUCCGUCGCGUGGGUAUCACAUGUCUUGUGAUCGGUGGUACGUAUUUGGCUGUAGAUGAUCUGGAUGAUGAGCGUCCCUAUGGCGCGUACCAGCGGCCGCUGUGUCUGGACUGUGUGGAAAUACCGAACUGUGCCGUGCGUGUGUCUUGUGAGGGCAACAACCAGGUGUCCCAAUGCGCUGCCUGUGAGGUGGGGUACUAUCAGAUCCCUGGAAAGUACCGUGUCUCGGACCAGUGUGUGCCCUGUCCCGAGGCGUUCAAGUGCAACGAAGGCUUCUCGCGCUGCCCGCAGUUUGAAAGCGAACUACUCGAAGAGAGCCGCUGUGUGGACGGAGAGUGCCGCGACAGCUACUCCGGCGAGCCAUCGCCUAACACCACGCUGCUCUCACAGUUCUAUGUCAACACGUCGCCUAUCCAGGAAGUGACGGUCACAUGUGAACCCUGCCCCACCUCGUACGGGUGCAAGAACAGAGAGUCCUCGCGUUGUACGCUGACCAACACGCCAGUGUUGGGUCAAGAGUUCAAACCUACGUUCACUGGUACCUGUUUGUCGGGCGCGUGUGAGAAGCCCUUCUACAACUAUGUGGGCGACUGCCUGUCCAACAAUGCGGGAACUACGGGCCGCAGUUGUUAUCCCGAGGACACUUCGGCGUGUUUCUUGGCCAGUCUCUCGGUCCAAAUCCCAUACGACUGGGGCAAUGUCACGGCAGAAGUCAUCCAGGAGUUCGAUGACCUAUUCGCCUUAACAUUCGGACUGCAGACAGGAAAUCUGGACCGGUAUCCCUUCUCCACCUACGUGCUGGGUAUUCGCCAGAACAAGACGUCCGGCAACAUUCUCGUGGACAUGUUUGUGCCUGCGACGUCCGUCAAUACCAUUCUUCAGCGGGCCGUGGCAGAACCGGCCGACGAGGACCUAGCUCUUACAGGCGCCCAGAUUAUAUCUACCUAUUCCGACUGUGUGACGGCAGGUUACGAUACAGUGCCACACCCCAUCCAGCUGAACUGCGUGAAGAUCGAUAACUGCUUGUCCGGGAACACCACCUGUGAUUGGGGCCCAUAUGCUGCUCGUUGUACCGAGUGUCAGCAGGGUUACUUCAACAAUGCGAGCAUAGGCUACUAUCCAGACCAGUGUGUCGCUUGUCCCACGGCCCGCAACUGUACCGACGCGGCGACAGACGGGUCGACCAACACUGUGUGCACCUGCCCCAGUGAUUCACAGUGCUUGUCUGGGCAAUGUGAGUAUGGUUACUGGAACAACCCGCCACUGCCACUACUGGACUGUGGGUUCAAUGAUUCGUACUCCUGCUGGCCUGAGACCACACUACGCAAGGCAUCCAGGGGUCACCUGGCAGUCAGUCAGCCGGUGCUGUCGAAUGUAGCGCUGUCCUUUUUGGAUCCCGCCAGUUCGGAUCUGUAUUCGGCCGAGUUGUACGGUCUCAGACGAACCGAUCCUUUCCACACCUGUCCAGAAUACGGCGUGAAUGAACCCGCCAGCAAGAGAGACCGCAUGAGUGGCUAUAAUGUGGGAUACUGGAAUUUCAACGCCACCGGCCAAUUCUGGGCCGACUACAACAACCGAGCCAUUUUCGAGCUACAAAAAGACGAUAAAUGGACCAAAACUUGUGGACCCCGCCCCGAACCCAAGAAUUCGUCCUAUUGUAGACGGUGGACUGAAUGCGAGGAUGGCGAGUACGAGAGUGUCCGACCAACGGCGAUCAACGAUCGCCGUUGCGAAACCUGCACCGAAUGCGACUACUCACUUCAGUACCGUGCCCAAAACUGCACUCAAUUCCUCGAUACUAUCUGUAUCAACUGCAUACAGGCGUGUGAUUGUCCCGUGGGUACGUGGUUGUCCUGUCCCUGUACGGGUGCGGCACAGGGUGUGUGCUCGGACUGUACCAUCUUCGACACCAACUGCGCAACGCCCUACUGUGUGAACGGUGCGGAAACCGAAUGUCUGUUCUGCAAUGACGACUACUAUCUCAACCAGACCCAAAACCUGUGUGUCGCCUGCUCUGUGUCGGCGUGCGGCACGCAGGAGUAUCUUCAGGAGUGCACGGAUUAUGAAGAUUCUGCCUGUCUGGACUGUCCAAGACCGGAACAUUGCGCGAAUACAAGCACAUGGGAAUGUACAGGCCCUCGCGAUACCUAUUGUGAAGUGGGAGGCUGUGUGGACGGCUACAGCAAUAACGAUGAGGAGCGUACAUGUGUUGUCGACGGCACGGCGUACAAUGAGCUGUUCUAUUUUAAGGGUGUCCAAUUGGUAGACGAUCCUGACGCAAAGGCAACGAAAGAUACGGACGACGGCCUGUUUGACGACAACAACAACGAGCCCGAUGUCUACGUGGACGUUGACGGACAAAAGAUAAAAAUAAAACGAAGGGAAGCCGACCAAAGCCUUGAGACCAAAGGGAAAGGGCAACGGGAAACGGAUGAACAAUCGGAUAAACAGACCGCGAAAAAAACGGUGAAAGAGGAUUGA